UGUCAGUGGGCGGGCCGUCCAGCCACGCGCCCCGCCUCCGGCUCACUCGCGCUCAGCCUCCAGGCUGCCAGCUCCACGGGACCUAGCUGUUCCGCUCCGGGACGGACAUAUGAGGAGCUGAGGGUCCCCAAAAGUGGGAUGAAGUUCACUGAUGGCAAAGCCCCUUUAAUCUCCCAGGCAGAAGGGCCUUGGCUGGUCGUCUUUCUUGGCCCAUCCCAAAAAGGAGAACAGGCCUCAGAGCAGUAAGGCAACAGAAUGCCCCCUGGGGUGGACUGCCCCAUGGACUUCUGGACCAAAGAGGAGAGCCAGAGCGUGGCUGUUGACUUCUUGCUGCCCACGGGGGUCUACCUGAACUUCCCCGUGUCCCGAAAUGCCAACCUCAGCACCAUCAAGCAGGUGCUGUGGCAUCGUGCACAGUAUGAGCCACUAUUCCACAUGCUCAGUGGCCCUGAGGCUUACGUGUUCACCUGCGUGAACCAGACAGCCGAGCAGCAGGAGUUGGAGGAUGAGCAGAGGAGAUUGUGUGACAUCCAGCCCUUCCUGCCAGUGCUGCGGCUGGUGGCCCGAGAGGGCGACCGCGUCAAGAAGCUCAUCAACUCCCAGAUCAGCCUCCUCAUUGGCAAAGGUCUCCAUGAGUUUGAUUCCCUGCGGGACCCGGAAGUGAACGACUUCCGCACUAAGAUGCGCCAGUUCUGUGAAGAGGUUGCUGACCGCCAGCAGCUGGGCUGGGAGGACUGGCUGCAAUACAGCUUCCCCCUGCAGCUGGAGCCCUCAGCAAGGAGCUGGCGGGCCGGCAUACUGCGCGUCACCCACCGAGCCCUGCUGGUCAAUGUGAAGUUCGAGGGCAGCGAGGAGAGCUUCACCUUCCAGGUAUCCACCAAUGACAUGCCCCUGGCACUGAUGGCCUGUGCCCUCCGAAAGAAGGCCACAGUGUUCCGGCAGCCUCUGGUGGAGCAGCCUGAAGACUAUGCACUUCAGGUGAACGGGAGGCAUGAGUACCUCUAUGGCAGCUACCCGCUGUGCCAGUUCCAGUACAUCUGCAGCUGCCUGCACAGCGGACUGACCCCCCACCUGACCAUGGUCCACUCCUCCUCCAUCCUCGCCAUGCGGGAUGAGCAGAGCAACCCUGCCCCCCAAGUCCAGAAACCACGCACCAAACCUCCCCCAAUCCCUGCUAAGAAGCCCUCCUCUGUGUCCCUGUGGUCCCUAGAGCAGCCCUUCUGCAUUGAGCUGAUCGAGGGCAGCAAAGUGAAUGCAGAUGAGCGGAUGAAGCUGGUUGUACAGGCCGGGCUCUUCCAUGGCAAUGAGAUGCUGUGCAAGACGGUGUCCAGCUCAGAGGUGAGCGUGUGCUCGGAGCCCGUGUGGAAACAGCGGCUGGAGUUCGACAUCAGCGUCUGUGACCUGCCGCGCAUGGCCCGCCUCUGCUUCGCACUCUAUGCCGUUGUGGAGAAGGCUAAGAAGGCGCGCUCUACGAAGAAGAAGUCCAAGAAGGCGGACUGCCCCAUCGCCUGGGCCAACCUCAUGCUCUUCGACUACAAAGACCAGCUCAAGACUGGGGAAUGCCGCCUUUACAUGUGGCCCUCCGUCCCAGAUGAGAAAGGAGAGCUGUUGAACCCUGCGGGUACAGUGCGUAGCAACCCCAACACAGAAAGUGCUGCGGCCCUGGUCAUCUGCCUGCCUGAGGUGGCGCCCCAUCCUGUGUACUUCCCUGCCCUGGAGAAGAUCCUGGAGCUGGGGCGUCACGGGGAGCGCGGGCGCGUCACAGAGGAGGAGCAGCUGCAGCUGAGGGAGAUCCUGGAGCGGAGGGGGUCUGGGGAGCUGUAUGAACAUGAGAAGGACCUGGUGUGGAAGCUGCGGCAUGAAGUCCAGGAGCGUUUCCCAGAGGCUCUGGCCCGCCUGCUCCUGGUCACCAAGUGGAAUAAACAUGAGGAUGUGGCCCAGAUGCUCUAUCUGCUGUGCUCCUGGCCCGAGCUGCCUGUGCUGAGCGCCCUGGAACUGCUGGACUUCAGCUUUCCCGACUGCUACGUGGGCUCCUUCGCCAUCAAGUCCCUGCGGAAGCUGACGGAUGAUGAACUUUUCCAGUACCUUCUGCAGCUUGUGCAGGUGCUCAAAUACGAGUCCUACCUGGACUGCGAGUUGACCAAAUUCUUGCUGGACCGAGCCCUGGCUAACCGCAAGAUCGGCCACUUCCUCUUCUGGCACCUCCGCUCUGAGAUGCAUGUACCAUCCGUGGCCCUGCGAUUUGGCCUCAUCAUGGAGGCCUACUGCAGAGGCAGCACCCACCACAUGAAGGUGCUGAUGAAGCAGGGGGAAGCACUGAGCAAGCUGAAGGCACUGAACGACUUUGUGAAGGUGAGCUCUCAGAAGACCACCAAGCCCCAGACCAAGGAGAUGAUGCAUAUGUGCAUGCGCCAGGAGACCUACAUGGAGGCCCUGUCCCACCUGCAGUCUCCGCUGGACCCCAGCACCCUGCUGGAGGAAGUCUGCGUGGAGCAAUGCACCUUCAUGGACUCCAAGAUGAAGCCACUGUGGAUCAUGUACAGCAGCGAGGAGGCGGGCAGUGCCGGCAGCGUGGGCAUCAUCUUUAAGAACGGGGAUGACCUCCGCCAGGACAUGCUGACUCUGCAGAUGAUCCAGCUCAUGGACGUCCUGUGGAAGCAGGAGGGCCUGGACCUGAGGAUGACGCCCUAUGGCUGCCUCCCCACUGGAGACCGCACAGGCCUCAUUGAGGUGGUCCUUCACUCGGACACCAUUGCCAACAUCCAGCUGAACAAGAGCAACAUGGCAGCCACAGCUGCCUUCAACAAGGACGCCCUGCUCAACUGGCUCAAGUCCAAGAACCCUGGGGAGGCCCUGGAUCGAGCCAUCGAGGAAUUCACCCUCUCCUGUGCUGGCUACUGUGUGGCCACGUAUGUGCUGGGCAUUGGUGACCGACAUAGCGACAACAUCAUGAUCCGAGAGAGUGGGCAGCUGUUCCACAUUGAUUUUGGCCACUUUCUGGGGAACUUCAAGACCAAGUUUGGAAUCAACCGGGAACGAGUCCCCUUCAUCCUCACCUAUGACUUUGUCCACGUGAUCCAGCAGGGGAAGACUAAUAAUAGUGAGAAAUUUGAAAGGUUCCGUGGCUACUGUGAACGAGCCUACACCAUCCUGCGGCGCCAUGGGCUGCUCUUCCUCCAUCUCUUUGCCCUGAUGCGUGCUGCAGGUCUGCCUGAGCUUAGCUGCUCCAAAGAUAUCCAGUAUCUCAAGGACUCUCUGGCACUAGGGAAGACUGAGGAAGAGGCACUCAAACACUUCCGGGUGAAGUUCAAUGAAGCCCUACGGGAGAGCUGGAAAACCAAAGUCAACUGGCUGGCACACAAUGUGUCCAAGGAUAACAGGCAAUAAGGGGCCCUCUCCUGGUCGCCUCACCGUUCCCUCCUGGCUCUCAGGACUAGAGGUAAACUGUCAGUUCUGGGGACAGGGCACACUCAGUGGUCAUCGGAGGCCCCAACACCGGCACUGUUCCUCAUGGGGAAGAACCACACAACUGCCUCUUGUUUACACUGGUUAUUUAUUUAUGACUCAAAAUGUUUAAGGAACAGAACAGCCAUAAACGGAACUGUCUUUGUGGAGGGGAGGGGUGGUCCUCGUGAGACACCCCCACCCCACCCGUCAGCACUGUAGGCAGUGCCCUGAGGACUGCACCCCAAGUCUUCCAACCUGUGGAUCUUGGCCCAGCAGACAGCUCUUGGGGCCUUCUUCCCAGGCUCCCCAGCAGGCUGCCUGCAGCAAGCCUGGUGCCUCCCAUCCAGACAGGACACCUCAAUCCUCAGCUCACCUCCGCCACCUCUGUGUGGCCCACCUUCGGCGACCUCCACCAACCAAGCCUCCGGCAGCUCCCGAGGAAGCCAGGGCACCCUCUAGACUCAGGCACACUUGCUCUGCACUGUUGAAGUGACCUCUUGGAUAUGGGGACACCCUCACCUUUUAUUUCGGGUAAGAAAAUGAUAGCCAAACGAUGUACAGAACUCGGCAGCUGGGGAGAAGGACCUGCACCCCACUAUGUAUAGUUGUCAGGCCUCAAAACACUCAAGAACCGGCGACUGAUUGAGCUCAGUGUGGUCACCAGUCAAGACAAGGCAAGCUGGAGUGGAGUCCUCUGCAAUGAGUGUGAGCCGUACCCGAAGGCAGCUGUAUGAAGGGCAGGACUGAUCUCUCCUGGAGCUGUGCCCUUGAAAGGCAGCUGGGGAGCCAGGUUCUGAAGUUGAGGGCAAGAGUGAAAUUAAAGUAGCCGGGGCGUUUUUCCUUGAAAAGGAAUGGAUCAGAGCGACUCUAGAAAAGCAGGUCUGAGCCUCCUCCCGGACAUCCCAAAGCCUCGCUGGCUAGAGCUAGGUGCGCUCCGGGAUCUGGGGACACAGCUCAACGGUACAGCGUGUGCUUAUGUGCUGUCCCGAGCACAUCUUGAUGUGCCGGCUGCCACCUCAGGGCCUGGAUCUCUCAGCAGCAUUCUGAGACUUGAGAAGCGUCACUGCUGUGCUGCUCCUGGAACCCCGAGCACGGUUCCAGGAGGCCAGGCGCCAGCUCCCCCGUGUUGACGAGCUGAGGGGCUCGCAGCAGUCUGUACCUCCACAAACCACCUGCUUGGUUCACAGGAGUGCUGGAACCCUGUCUGCCCCACCACCUCUGAGAUAGGAAGUGUGUGUGUGUGUGUGUGUGUGUGCUAGCGUGUGCGUGCAUCAAGUUAUUUAUUGAAGUGAGUCUAGGUGCUCCCUGGUGUGGCUGCAGACUGCACGCGGUCCGCCUUCGAGUUGGGUGUAUGGUCUAUACACCUGGCUAUAAGAAUAUUUUCUAUUUUUUUAAGUCAUUUCAUGUUUGUGUGGGGAAAGUGGGCUUCCUUUCACUGAUGUGGGCUGAGACAUUUGUGCAACCUUGACAUGAUCGGUAAAGACAGGUGAAAAGAAAUAAAAGCCUUUUUAUGUUCUUACA
This is a messenger RNA of Peromyscus leucopus (white-footed mouse), 4968 nucleotides long. RefSeq names its product phosphatidylinositol-4,5-bisphosphate 3-kinase catalytic subunit delta (gene Pik3cd). Gene Ontology annotation, cellular component: phosphatidylinositol 3-kinase complex; plasma membrane; cytoplasm. Gene Ontology annotation, molecular function: 1-phosphatidylinositol-4-phosphate 3-kinase activity; 1-phosphatidylinositol-3-kinase activity. NCBI's taxonomy places the organism in Eukaryota, Metazoa, Chordata, Mammalia, Rodentia, Cricetidae. Gene Ontology annotation, biological process: cell migration; phosphatidylinositol-mediated signaling; phosphatidylinositol 3-kinase/protein kinase B signal transduction. The record is from RefSeq and is a predicted model, not a curated record.